AUGUUCGUUGACUACAUCCGGACGGCCUUGACACAGCCAAUCAACAUAAUACCAACUAUCAUCAUUCUCUUUAUUGUCUUCAAAAUCCGAGCAUGGUCCAAGGAUGAUGGCAUCCCGUCCGUUAAAUCAAAUAUUCCAAUUGUCGGAAACCUCCUCGAUUAUGCUAAGGAUAUGGAAAAAUAUGUCCGUGAGUCCGGCAAGAAAUACGGACAGGUCUUUCAAAUUAACCUCCUCCUUACGAACACAAUCUGGCUUAACGGCCCUGCUUUGAAUAAGGAAUACCUCUUUGCCCGCGAGGAUGUUUGGUCAUUCGGUGACGGCAUGGGAGUGUUCCUGAACAAAGUCGUUGUCCCAAACUUCUUCGACCAGCUUCGUGUUCUUGUUGGAUCACUUAGCAGAGGAAUUUCCAACAACGCAGCUAUCUCACAUUAUACAAAUCUAGCUGGCAUUGAAACCGAGAAGGCAAUUGCCGACUGGGCUGACCGCAAGGAGCCCCUGAACCUUUUCAAGGACACUUCUUACAUUGUACACAAAAUUAUUGUCCAGUGCAUGAUGGGUCCAGACUUCUACGAUGCUGCUGAUGAACUUUUUGACCUUCUUCACGUCAUGGAAGCGAAUCUUGGUAGCAUCUGGAACUUCAUUCUCCCUGAGUGGCUACCUCAUCCAGCCGCUAAAAAGCUCUGGGCUGCCCGUGACCGUACUAAGGAGAUAUUCAAUGUCCGUCUUGCUGCCCGUGAAAAGGAGCCGGAGAAAUGGAAGAAAGAACUGGACUACAUUUCAUACACCCUCCGUGAUCCUGUCACUGCUCAUCUAAAGGACAAAUACAGUGCCCUUCACACAGUUCUCAUGUUUGCUGCCCACACAAGUACUGUUGCCGGCGUUGCCUGGACUAUCAUUGAGCUUCUCAAAAACCCUCAAUACCUCGAGCGUCUUCGCAAAGAACUAGCUGCCAACCCGAACCCCGAGGAAUCCGAGUUCCUCAGUGCCCUAAUGAAAGAAACUGUCCGCCAUUACGUGGCUUUCAACGAUCUCCGCUUCACCCGCCAACCCAAGACUCUUACUAACGCGGAUUCUAAGAAGCCCAUUACUAUCCCCGCUGGUACCAUGGUAUCUAUCUCACCUUACAUCACCCACCAUGACCCAAGCAUCUGGGAAAAUCCCAACGAAUAUCUUCCUGAGCGUUGGAUCGAUGAGCCAAACCUCCAGAAAAAGAUGAAUGAAGGCAAUAACAUCCGCUAUUUACCAUUUGGUGCCGGAAGUCAUCGUUGUCCUGGAGAGAAGAUGGCACUAAUGAUGAUGAGGACUAUUGUUGCCAAAAUUGUUAUGACCUGUGAUAUGGAUUGGCCCGCUGGCGAGGCUAACCAAAAUACCACCGACUUGGACUUCGCUAAGAUUGGAAGCCCAUGGCUCAAGGGUGACAUUCGCGUUAAAAUCCAACCCAAGAGGAAGUAG
Molecule: messenger RNA, 1452 nt
Organism: Trichophyton benhamiae CBS 112371
Lineage: Eukaryota; Fungi; Ascomycota; Eurotiomycetes; Onygenales; Arthrodermataceae
Exons: 3
Coding region: 1-1452 (483 amino acids)
Molecular function (GO): heme binding; monooxygenase activity; oxidoreductase activity, acting on paired donors, with incorporation or reduction of molecular oxygen
Source: RefSeq, a predicted model, not a curated record